AUGUCUUCAACUAAUAGCCUAGCCACCAUCCCCUUUCCAAAUCUCCCUUUCGAAAUGCGGGAAAUCAUAUACAGCUUUGCCCUUCACCCAGAACAUUCGUUCUCCGACCCUCAGCCCCUGGCCUUUGCAACCAGCGAUACCCGAGCCAGUGACAAUCCACUCUACCUGCAGUGGCUCAACCCCCUCUGUCGCGUGAACGAAGCCACACGCGUCGACGCGUCACUCUACCUAAUCCAAGUAACCACGUUCUACAUCCUCUACCCAGAGCAAGUCGUGAAAUUCGAAAUGUUUCUAAGGAGCCUGGGCGGAAACCGAGGUUUCACAGCAAUCUGCCGUCUGGACUUUCAGCUCUUUGGACGCCACCAGCCAAGCGCUGGACUAGGUAACACGUUUAUUGAGCUAACAAAACAGUGCCCGAAACUAACGCAGGUGCGAAUCAAAUUCGAGGUCCGGAAUAUGGUGGUUGAUCCGUGUAACUGGAAAGAAGACUCUAUCAUGUUGCCGAAGAGUCUGCGGACGUUCGACUCAACUCGGCUGCGAGAUCUUGAUGAAGUUAUCUCUUCAUAUCGUAUGGCGGGGUUUUUUGAGCUGCAGAGCUUGAACAAGCUCAUUGUCGAAGUCUGGCCCAGGGUUCGCGUCAGCGAUCGUCACUGUAUGCAAGAUGUGCUGGUGGACUGCACGCCUCUAAUGGAGAAGCUGGUGGAGUGGUUGCAGGAAGGUUUUAGAACCAGGGGAAAGAAUGUAGAUGUCAGUCUAGUUGAGGCGAGUAGCUCGGGUUUGAGGUGGACUAGACGGGACUGA
Exserohilum turcica Et28A is the source of this 801-nucleotide messenger RNA. RefSeq lists its product as uncharacterized. Bases 1 to 801 code for a protein of 266 amino acids. The transcript has a single exon. The record is from RefSeq and is a predicted model, not a curated record. Lineage: Eukaryota; Fungi; Ascomycota; Dothideomycetes; Pleosporales; Pleosporaceae.